CUCUCUGAUUACCCAUUUGGCCAUUUGAAGCAUUUGACCCUACUCUCCUCUUGUUUAGCUUCAGGGAAAUCAAGUUCUGGGUUUUGUUUUGAUCUUCAUAAUCUCAAAAUUAAGUACUGGGUUUUUAGUUUUAUGUGAAGAAGUGAGGUCAGUGACGUUUGUUCACUUGAAAUCUUGUUUCUGUAAUGGACAAAAGAAAGAAAAUAGUUUCUUGUUUGAAUAAAGGUGUAGAGGUUUCGACCCAAUUAUUGGUGGAAAAGCCACUUCUACUUUUCAUACUACCUCUGAUAUUAGUUGUUUGGGUUAUUGAGAAAUGGGUUUUCUCUUUCUCCAAUUGGGUUCCUCUUGUGGUCACUGUCUGGGCAACUAUCCAGUAUAGUAGUUAUCAACGACAAAUCCAUGUAGAGGAUUUGAAUAGAAAAUGGAAGCAAGUCAUACUACACAUGUCGCCAGUAACACCAUUGGAGCCCUGUGAGUGGCUGAACAAGUUAUUAAUGGAAAUUUGGCCAAACUACAUUCACCCAAAGCUUUGCACGAGGUUCUCAUCUAUUGUCGAGCAACGCUUGAAGUAUCGAAAACCAAGGCUUAUUGAAAGAAUUCAAUUGCAAGAAUUUUCGCUAGGUUCACACCCUCCUAGCUUGGGGCGUCAUGGUACUCGGUGGUCAACUUCUGGCAAUCAGCGAAUCAUGCGCUUGGGUUUUGAUUGGGACUCUACUGACGUAAAUAUUCUGCUACUUGCUAAGUUGGCAAAGCCUUUAAUGGGAACUGCCCGGAUAGUCAUAAACAGCAUUCACAUCGAGGGUGAACUUCUCUUGAUGCCAGUUUUGGAUGGAAAAGCAAUUUUGUACUCAUUUUUAUCAGCUCCUGAGGUAAGAAUAGGUGUUGCAUUUGGCAGUGGUGGAAGUCAAUCUCUACCUGCAACUGAAUUGCCAGGUGUUUCCUCGUGGCUGAAGAAACUCUUCACUGACACUAUAAAUAAGACAAUGGUUGAACCUCACUGUCGGUGUUAUCCUUUGCCACCUGUAGACUUCAGGAAAAAGGUUGUUGGUGGGAUAAUCCAUGUGACGGUUAUUUCAGCGAGCAAACUUUCCAGGAGUAACAUUAAGGGAAGCCCUUCUAGAAGGCAACAGAGUGCAUUGAUAGAUGGUAGGUUAGAAGAGUUCCAUGAUAAUAAAGAUCUGCAGACAUUUGUAGAAGUUGAACUUGAAGAACUAACCAGGAGGACUAGUGUCAAACCGGGAUCAAGCCCUAAAUGGGACUCAAUGUUCAAUAUGGUUUUACACAAAGAUUCAGGAAUUCUCAGAUUCAAUCUCUAUGAAUGUACACCUGGGAGUGUGAAGUUCGACUAUCUAACAAGCUGUGAAAUUAAGAUGAAAUAUGUUAGAGAUGAUUCCACAAUAUUUUGGGCAAUAGGACCUGAAUCUAGUGUGAUGGCAAAGCACGCCGAGUUUUGUGGAAAAGAAGUCGAAAUGGCUGUUCCAUUUGAGGGACUUAGUUCUGCAAAGUUGACGGUGAAACUCGUCUUGAAAGAAUGGCAAUUUUGUGAUGGUUCACAUAGCUUGAGCGACAUCGGUCUCAGCACUCGGCAAUCGCUAAAUGGGUCAUCAAAUUUUCAGCCUAGUACUGGAAGAAAAAUUUAUGUAACUGUUGUUGAAGGGAAGGACCUUAUGAUAAAAGACAAAUUUGGGAAGUCUGAACCUUAUGUUAGCUUGCAGUAUGGGAAGGCUCUCCAGAGAACAAGAUCUGCCUCACAUACUUCAAAUCCUGUCUGGAAUCACAAGUUUGAAUUUGAUGAGAUAGGUGGUGGUGAAUAUCUUAAGAUAAAAUGCCACAGAGAAGAAACCUUCAUAGAUGACAGUAUUGGUAGUGCACGAAUAAAUUUAGAAGGACUUGUUGAGGGGUUGAGGGAUGUGUGGGUACCCCUUGAAAAAGUCAAUUCUGGAGAACUGCGAUUUCAAAUAGAAGCAGUGAGAACCGAUGACUUUGAAGGAUCCAGGGGUGCAAAUGUCGGUUCAAGCAAUGGCUGGAUUGAACUUGUUCUCAUCGAAGCAAAAGACCUUGUUGCUGCUGAUCUCAGAGGAACAAGUGAUCCAUUUGUGAGGGUACAAUAUGGAAAUAUGAAGAGAAGAACAAAGAUUAUGGAUAGAACUCUGAAUCCUAAGUGGCAUCAGACCUUAGAAUUCCCCGAUGACGGUAGUUCGCUGGUGUUGCAUGUGAAAGAUCAUAACGCCGUGCUGCCAGAAUCUAGCAUUGGUGAUUGCAUUGUUGAAUAUCAAAGAUUGCCUCCGAACGAAAUGUCUGACAAGUGGAUACCCCUUCAAGGUGUGAAAAGGGGAGAGAUCCAUAUUCAAGUUACAAGAAAGGUUCCAGAACUAGGGAAGAGAUCUAGUUUGGAAUCGGAAUCAUCUGCAACUAAAGCCCACGAAAUUUCUGGCCAGAUGAAACAAUUGAUGAUCAAAUUACAUUCUCUAGCCGAAGAUGGGAAUCUUGAUGGACUCUCUGAAUUGUUGAGUAAGCUCAAAAGCCUCCACGAUAUGCAAGAAGAGUACUUGGCGCAGCUGGAGACUGAGCAGACGCUUUUACUCACCAAGAUCAAUGAGCUUGGCCAAGAAAUCUUGUACUCAUCGCCGGCUCUGAGCACAAAAUCUUCCCCUGAUUGAACCCUCAUUACAAAUGCUGAUCUCAACAGUCCUUCCUCAUUCAGUAUAGUUUUACUAACAAAAAAGCUUGUAUUAAUAGGAAAAAUACAUAUAUAGUUCUAUAAUCCAUUGAGUCAUUGUUGUUGAAGCCAUCAUGCUGUGUAAAUGUGCUCAUGUAGAAGUAUGUAUGAAUUUUGAGCAAUGAAUGAAAAGAUUAGAGUGGAUUUAACUAGUUUA
Messenger RNA from Camellia sinensis, 2876 nucleotides. The record is from RefSeq and is a predicted model, not a curated record. Lineage: Eukaryota; Viridiplantae; Streptophyta; Magnoliopsida; Ericales; Theaceae.